AGCAUGAAUGGGGGCCGUGGCAAAGCACCUGGAGCUGGGAGCCCCAUGCUCACAUCCUGCUCCUCCCAGAAGAUGUGCUCCUGGAUGAUGAGCUGCUGCUUAGCCCUUCAGCACCUGGCUGUGCAGACCUCCUUGCUCUGCAUCUUCCACCUCCUCCUGCUACCCACCCUGCCUCAGGAGCCACCUCAUGCCCAGACCACCAGCAAGCUGCUGGCACGAAGCCUCUUUGCCUGCGGCAUCUCCACAGUGCUGCAGACCACCCUGGGGAGCCGGUUGCCACUGGUUCAAAUCCCAUCCUUUGAGUACUUAGUCCCUGCCAUGGUGCUGAGUUCCCACCUGUCCCCCGGUGCCAGCAUAGACAGGAAUGGCACAGCCAUGGCCAGUACAUGUCUUGUACCUCAUUGCAGAGACACAGGGAGCUGGGCUGACUCACUGCAAGAGGUCUCUGGAGCAGUGCUGAUCUCUGGACUGAUUCAGUUGGUGCUGGGAGUGUCUGGCGUGUGUGGGUGGGCAGUGCAGCACUGCGGGCCCAUGGUCCUGGCCCCCAGCCUCUCCAUCAUCGGGCUGUCCACAUACAAGGAGGCUGCUUUCUUCUGCUCCACUAACUGGGGAGUAGCACUGCUGCUCAUGCUCCUUGCUGUCACCUUCUCCCAACACCUGCGGUCCUGCCGCCUGCCCUUCUGUGCCUGGCCCCAUGCUUGGGAGGGCUCCACAGAGUAUUCAGUUCCCACCCUGCGCACAUUCUCGGUACUGCUCCCAUUUGCUGGUGUCUGCAUUGUCUGUGCCAUCCUCAGCUACUUCCAUGUUCCUUGGGAAUCACUGGAUGUGACCGUGGCGCAGCUGUCCUGGGCCAACAGCACCUCCAACGCCCCUUGGAUCCGCAUCCCCUAUGCAGGAGCGUGGAGGUGGCCGCUGCUCACCCCCCGGGCGCUGGCAGUGGGCAUUGCCAUGGCCAUCGGCAGUAGCAUGAACUCUGUGGGCUGCUAUGUGCUGUGUGGGAGGCUGCUGCGAGUCCCUCGGCUACCCUCUCACGCCUGUAACCGGGGGCUUUGCAUGGAAGGGUUGGGCAGCCUCCUGGCAGGACUGCUGGGCACCACAGGGGGCACGGCCUCCAGCAUUGCAAACACCUGUGCCACUGGCUUCACGCAGGCUGGCUCUUGCCACUCAGUGCAAGUAAGCGCCCUGCUGUGCAUGGUGCUGGGCAUGUCCCCGAGGCUGGCAGGGCUCCUCACCCAUAUCCCACUGGCAGUUCACGGAGGGGUGCUUUGUGUAACCUACGCCGUGGCUGUGGGCACGGGGAUCUCCUACUUCCAGUACACAGACAUUGACUCAGGGAGGAACAUCUUCAUUGUUGGCUUUGCCAUGUUCAUGGCAUUGCUGGUACCGCGGUGGUUUGGCACGGCUCUGACUCCCCUGGCCACAGGCUGGGUGCCAUUGGAUCUCCUCUUCCUCUCCUUGCUUAUGGUCCCUGUCUUCUUAACUGGCUUCUUGUCAUUUUUUCUGGAGAACACGGUCUCAGGAACACUGGAGGAACGAGGGCUGCUUUCUGAGCAGCCAUGGAAAGCCAGAGCUGGUGACUGUAACCUCCAUGGAGAGAGAGGGGAAGUCAGCCAAGCAUAUGGGCUCCCCACUGGGCUAAGGAGGCUGCUGCCAUCUUCCUGCAAAGCCUUUCCAUGCUGCUUCCUCUGCCCAAGGAGUGAGGAAGAGGAGGAGAGCAGUUGUGCCACUGAGGAGGGGACAGCUGCCCCGGGGGAAGGGACACACUUGCUCCCCAAACCCAGCUCUGGGGAGCUGCAGCCAGCAAUAAGGCCAAGCCAGACAGACAUGCCUGCAUGGCACACCGUGGCCUGACCCUGUCAUCUGGGGGCAUCUCAUGUGAAAACAGGGCUGUGACCUCAAGGCAGCUUAUGAGCCACUUUGUUCCUUGUUUCUGAAGCCCUUGAGGACUGGAGGAACCUGAGCUUCCACCCUCCUAACAA
This is a messenger RNA of Vidua macroura (Pin-tailed whydah), 1979 nucleotides long. RefSeq names its product solute carrier family 23 member 3 (gene SLC23A3). Gene Ontology annotation, biological process: transmembrane transport. The record is from RefSeq and is a predicted model, not a curated record. The transcript is spliced from 12 exons. Lineage: Eukaryota; Metazoa; Chordata; Aves; Passeriformes; Viduidae. Gene Ontology annotation, molecular function: transmembrane transporter activity. Bases 4 to 1851 code for a protein of 615 amino acids. Gene Ontology annotation, cellular component: membrane.